AUGAGGAUAUAUUCCGUCACUGAGAUUGGAAUUGGGCCUGUCUCGAGGAGUUUAGGAUUGCCCUUUCCCAUUGUUGACGUUAUUUCGAGCCCGGCAAGAUGGUAUUUUCUUCCUCGUGUACUUUCACAUGCUCCUGCUAAUCCUCCCCAGAAUGUACAAUUCAACCAAGCACUGAAGCAGUCCACUGCUGUUCGACGUGAUCUCGAGACCUUUGCUCAGGCUCCGGCCACGGCAUCUCCUGCUCUACAAGGACAGAUCUCUACUACUCUCACGAGUCUGGCAAGAACCCUCGACGACUACCAGAACCUCUCGCGGAAUGAACUCAACGAGGAGAAGAAGGAAAAGGCGGUCGAAAGAUUGAAGAACUUCAGAGCCGAUCUGGCUUCGUAUCGGGCGCAGUUCGACCAGCUGAAAAAAGAGCGGGAAGGAGCUGUGGCGGCCAACAACAGAAAUGAAUUGCUAGGAAGAAGACCUCAUCACGCUGCAACUCCUGAAAACCCAUACGCACACGCAUCAAGUCAGAGCACAUUCGCACCCGCGCAUCGUAAUACACAGGAUGGUUUAUCAUUUGGAGCAGGUCCCAGCAAUUUCACGCGAGAGGAUCAUGCUCUUCGAGAACAAAACUUCUUCAGCACCGCCAAUGCUCAGCUAGACGAAUUUCUGGAUCGAGGCCGGGCAGUCCUGGGUGACUUGGGACAGCAACGAGAAAUCCUAAAAGGCACACAAAAACGACUAUACAGUGUGGCCAACACUCUUGGAGUCAGCGGCGACACUAUUCGUAUGGUCGAGAGAAGAGCCAUGCAAGAUAAGUGGAUCUUUUGGGGAGGAGUGAUUGUCUUCUUCCUAUUUUGUUGGUUGGUCAUCCACUUUUUGAGAUGA
Molecule: messenger RNA, 879 nt
Organism: Exophiala xenobiotica
Lineage: Eukaryota; Fungi; Ascomycota; Eurotiomycetes; Chaetothyriales; Herpotrichiellaceae
Exons: 1
Coding region: 1-879 (292 amino acids)
Biological process (GO): vesicle fusion; endoplasmic reticulum to Golgi vesicle-mediated transport
Cellular component (GO): ER to Golgi transport vesicle membrane; SNARE complex; late endosome membrane
Molecular function (GO): SNAP receptor activity; SNARE binding
Source: RefSeq, a predicted model, not a curated record